Symbiodinium necroappetens is the source of this 312-nucleotide messenger RNA. Lineage: Eukaryota; Dinophyceae; Suessiales; Symbiodiniaceae. The record is from the annotation of a GenBank genome assembly.
AUGGCCAGCUCUCGUGCGGUCACAGUCUUCUACGCGGCAGCAGCUUUGUUGGCCACUUUGGCCAGUGCUACAGAGACUACCACUACCACGAUGUCCAUGACGGCCACGAUGACGACCUCCGUUACCAUGACCAUGACGCACACGAUGACCAGCACCAUGACUGACACAAUGACGGACACGAUGACAACAACGACGGACCCCAACGCCACGACGACCACGACUACUGCUGGAGGCUCGGUCAGUGGAGUUCGGUCCACGUCCAUUUUUGCCGCCAUCAGCACCACGAUCAUGGGAGCCGUGGCGCUGCAGUGA